CUUCAGUUCCUCGGUCAGACAUUCAGAGUCAGUGGCCAUGGUCUUCCAGGGAACGCUUGUUUGGCUCUACUCACUGGCAGUCUUGUCGUUCUCUGCAGCUCAAGAUGACACUUCAUCUCCCAAUGACUGCUUAAAAACUGAUCUCGUGGAAGAGCUCUCGGCUAAGCUCAAGUUAGCAGGACAAUGCAGUGCUACAUGGAGCCCAGAGCAGACCGCUACAAUACUGCAGUCAUUGACCAAUCUGACUGAUACUCUGCACAAACAACAGCUGAAAGACUGCCAAAAUGCUGAGCCGAAGAAUUGCAUUGAAGCCCAAGUUCCCGAAAAUGGAGGCUUGGCGUGUGUCACAGUUGACAACAGGCGCUUCUGCAAACCAAUGUGCAGCCAUGGUUACGAUUUUAAUUUUCUCAGGAGGAGUCGUCUCUUUGAGGAAUGCAGUGUGCAGACAUCAUAUAAAUGGCAGACGCAGUACGUAGGAGGAAACAAGCUAGCUGUGUGCAACGAAGCAAGGGUUCAAGUUUCAGGAGCAAAGACAGCAUAUUUCCCCAAAGAUCAGAGCUGCCUGACAACUAAGAGCAACAGCACACUGCAGAGCCGCCUCCUUGAAGAUCUGACUACUGAGCUGAAGAGUCUAGGCAUACAGGGGGAGCCCCAGAAUCCCUGUCUUGUGUGUGGAUGACCACGAUGUAGAAACGCACGUGAAUAUGCAACUACCACGUCCUGAGUGCUGGGUUUUCUAAAAACGUUACAAAAGUAAACCAAAAGGAAGUGUGAUGA
This is a messenger RNA of Etheostoma cragini (Arkansas darter), 777 nucleotides long. RefSeq lists its product as uncharacterized. The record is from RefSeq and is a predicted model, not a curated record. Bases 38 to 679 code for a protein of 213 amino acids. Lineage: Eukaryota; Metazoa; Chordata; Actinopteri; Perciformes; Percidae. The transcript is spliced from 7 exons.